Prorocentrum cordatum is the source of this 333-nucleotide messenger RNA. Lineage: Eukaryota; Dinophyceae; Prorocentrales; Prorocentraceae. The record is from the annotation of a GenBank genome assembly.
AUGGCGCCAAAGAAGGCCACCGCGAAGAAGCCGGACCCGAAGAAGACCUACGACUACUCUGGUCUUGAGAAGGGCAUGAAGUGCCAGGCCGAGUCCGAUGGGAAGUUCUUUGCCGCCGAGGUCGUGGACGUCUCCACGUCCAAGAACCGCGCCAAGGCCCCCGUGAAGGUCACCUACACGGGCUACGAGGGCUACGACGAGUGGGUGGGCGGAGACCGCCUCAAGUCGAAGGCCCUGAAGGUCACCGUUGAGAAGCCGGAGCCGAAGGAGAGAAGAAGCCGCGCGAGAAGCCCGUCUUCUACUACUUCCCCUUCGCGGGCCGCGGCGAGCUGA